AUGAGGCUCAUGAACGCAAGGACAGGACAACUAGAGACUUUCCUCGCCAACAUCCCACCCUACGCCAUACUCUCGCACACCUGGGGCGACCACGAGGUCACGUUCGCAGAUCUUCAUGGAGCCCAACAUCCUGCCAGCGAUAAGAUCGCCAAUACCUGCCGUCUAGCACUAGAGCAGAAUUUAUGUUACGUAUGGAUUGACACCUGCUGUAUCGACAAGUCCAGUAGCGCAGAAUUGACGGAAUCUAUCAACUCCAUGUUCAAGUGGUAUCAGCAGUCCGUCGUGUGCUAUGCAUAUCUCGAGGAUUUCGAGUCCAACGAUACAUUCUUCGCUGAAUGCAGGUGGUUCACUCGAGGCUGGACGUUGCAAGAGCUUCUGGCACCCACAACGGUCGAAUUCUACGACAAGAGUUGGAAUUUCCGGGGAAUAAAGCAGGAAUUGGUUGACCCAAUCUCCGCCAUCACACAUAUCCCGAAGGAAGUCCUACAAGGCAGGUGGUCCUUGGAAUCAUGCUCUGUUGCGUCCCGAAUGUCAUGGGCCGCAGGCAGAGAAACGACAAGACCGGAGGACAUCGCCUACAGCCUUCUCGGGCUUUUCAAUGUGCACAUGCCGCCUAUAUACGGGGAGGGGAAGAAUGCAUUUCGACGUCUCCAAGAAGAGAUAAUAAAGCGCUCCAACGACCUGACCAUCCUCGCUUGGCGAUCGCCUCAGUCUGAUGGCUUGCCAGCUUUGGACGCUCUUGGACUGCUUGCCGAGUGCCCUGAUUGGUUCCAGUAUAGCAAAGCUAUACAGCCGUUUAGCGACGACUUUUCAAUACGCUUCGCCAUCACAAACAAGGGUCUUCAUAUAUCUAGAGAUGCCCCUCAUCGCCUUAUCUCUGUCGCAGACGGCGAAGGCAGAGACGAAGACCUGAUGUACGCCCUGUACCUGGGCCGUGACAGUAACACGAACGAGGAAGGAGGCAUCUUUUUACAGAAAAUCGGACCUCACUUAUUCCGUCGCAGUUUUCAGCGUCCGAUGGCCGGCUUUGAUAGGGAGGAGAAGCAGCUGGCUAUGUGGCACGUCCCGGACUAUCACAUACUUAUCGAUCCGAGCCCCCCUUCGAUAGACAUGAAGCACAUGGAAAUGGCCCAAUACUUUCGUAGAGGAGGCUUACAUGUUCCAAACAGCGAUGACUUCAACAUUAUGGAUGCCGUUCCCGCCCCAUUAUGGGAUCACAGGGACCUGGUGAGAAUCCUUUCUCAGGAUCCACCUCCGGCGUACGCAGUGGCAUUGUUUAGCUCGCGGAAAAGGAACGUCGCUGUACCUUGGGAAGAACUGGAAGCUGAAUCGCCAGACGUGCUCAAUUCGGCAAACCAAGUAGAAGUCCAAAUGGGUAAAAGCACCCUCACCAUUUCAGCCGAAAUUGUGGAUGACACAUCGACACGGGAACUUGAGCUGCUGAAGCUCAUCAUAUAUGCGGAAGAAAACCAACCGCUCUCUUCAAGCGCCGAUGUAGUUCUCGACGAUUGA
Molecule: messenger RNA, 1512 nt
Organism: Pestalotiopsis fici W106-1
Lineage: Eukaryota; Fungi; Ascomycota; Sordariomycetes; Amphisphaeriales; Sporocadaceae
Exons: 2
Coding region: 1-1512 (503 amino acids)
Source: RefSeq, a predicted model, not a curated record